AUGGCAUUUUCCAUGGCUUCGCAGGAGGAAGACUUUUCCCUUGGCCGCUUGUUGGACGUGAAGUUCAACGAGAUUCAUGCCCGCCUAGACAAGUUCCAGGCUGCGAUUGACACGAAGGCCGACGACGUCAAGCUCCAAGGGGUGGACUUGGCUGUCCAAGGCCUUGAGGCUCAAGUCGAGACAGCGAGCGGCCAGAUUUCCAAGUUGGAGGAGGUUCUCAAGUCCAAAGCCAACGCUCGAGACGUGCCCACGUUGCCCCAGUUCCACUCCCUGGUGGAUGCGGUGCAGCAAAAGGCAGAGGUCACAGAGGUCCCCACCAACUCGCAGCUGGAGGCCGUCAAGAAGCUGCUGGACCUGAAGAUCGACUCGCCCGCUGUGGAGUCGAUUAAGGAGGCCCUCGAAAGUCAGCUCCGGACCCAUGCCACCGAGUUCCAAGAGAGUCGUGAGGCCGCCUCCAAGGAGGCAAAAAAGCAUAUGCAGGAGUUGGAUGACUUGCGUGUGGAGGUUGCCCGCAAGGCCGAGACUUCGGCCGUGCCGACGCUUCAGCAGUUGGAGCUCCGCUUGGGGGAUAAGGCGGAUGUUUCAGCUGUUCCGACGUACGAGCAGAUGCAGGCCAUGCUCCAGAUCCUGGAGCUGAAAGCCGACUCGGCAAAGGUGCCGACUUUGAACGACCUCAAGGCUCUGGAGGAAGUCGUCUCCACCAAGGCAUCUACCAGUCAGGUUCCGACCCUGGCCAACUUCGAGCUUUUGCUGCAACAUCGGUCUCAGGUCGAUGCUGAGCUCCGUCGCAUGCAGGAGGAGCUAGCACGCAAGGCGGACACCGGCGAUGUGGCCACUGCGCUAGAAGUGCAGCUCUUGAACCGCAUGCUCCAGAACAAGGCUGAAAGCAAGGACACGCCAACCUUGUCUCAGUUCCAAAUUCUGACCACGAACUUGGAGAACAAGGCCGACCGCUGGGAUGUGCCGAGCAUGUCCGAGUUCGUCGCUGUCAACGGCAGCACUGUCAAGAUGCACGCAUUUGAGGAUCUGCAAAGGCGCGGGUCUGUGGAUGCGGGCUUCUUCUCUUUGUAG
Messenger RNA from Symbiodinium sp. CCMP2592, 1071 nucleotides. NCBI's taxonomy places the organism in Eukaryota, Dinophyceae, Suessiales, Symbiodiniaceae. The record is from the annotation of a GenBank genome assembly.